Molecule: messenger RNA, 1598 nt
Organism: Vidua chalybeata
Lineage: Eukaryota; Metazoa; Chordata; Aves; Passeriformes; Viduidae
Product: striatin-4-like
Exons: 12
Coding region: 22-1512 (496 amino acids)
Cellular component (GO): dendrite
Molecular function (GO): protein-containing complex binding; protein phosphatase 2A binding; armadillo repeat domain binding
Source: RefSeq, a predicted model, not a curated record
GCUCCCUUUGUGGCAGCCGCCAUGGCGGCCGAGCGGGCUCCGCCGGCCCGGGCCCAACCUCCGCCCCCCGGCCCCGCUCCCGGCCCCGCUCCGGGCCCCGCUCCGGGCCCCGAGCCCGCGGCACGAACCGGCCUCAGCCUGCCGGGCAUCCUGCACUUCAUCCAGCACGAGUGGGCGCGGUUCGAGGCGGAGAAAGGGCGCUGGGAAGCGGAGAGGGCCGAGCUGCAGGCGCAGGUGGCGUUCCUGCAGGGCGAGCGCCAGGGCCAGGAGAGCCUCAAGCUGGACCUGGUGCGGCGGAUCCGGAUGCUGGAGUUCGCCCUCAAGCAGGAGAGAAAAAUCCCGAAAAAUGGGGUCCCGGCCGAGGCGCUGGCCCUGGACGGCCUCGGGGACCUGGCGGAGCUGACGGUGACAAAUGACAACGACGGCGGUGACGUGACGAGCGGCCGGCCGCUGUCCCCGAAGCGCAGCUGGAGCCCGCGCCUGACGCUGCGCAGCCACUACGACGCCGUGCGGGCGCUGGCCUUUGUCCCUUGUCACCCGGCGCUGGUGACGGCCUCCGAGGACGCCACCCUCAAGCUCUGGAACCUGCAGAAGCCGCUUGUCCCCAAGAAGAGCGCGGCGCUGGACGUGGAGCCGGUGUACGCCUUCCGCGGGCACAGGGGCCCGGUGCUGGCGGUGGCGGUGGCGGCGGGUGACGCGGGUGACAGCGGUGACAUCGGUGACACCGGGCUGUGCUGCAGCGCCGGCGCGGACGCUCGGAUCCGCUGCUGGCGCCUGCCGGGGCUGGACAGCGACCCCUACGAUGGCUACGACCCGCGGGUGCUGCGGGGGGUCCUCGAUGGCCACUCGGACGCCGUCUGGGGCCUGGCCUUCGAUGUCACCGGGCGUCACCUGGCCUCGUGCUCGGCCGAUGGCACCGUGCGCCUCUGGGACCCCCGCGGGGACAGCGGCGGCGGUGGCACCUCGGGCGGUGGCACCUCGGGCGGUGGCACCUGCCUGAGCGUCCUGGACGGGCACAAAGAUCACGGUGUCCCCACCUCGGUGGCGUUCGUGCCCACCCAGCCGGCGCACCUGGUGGCCGGGUUCCGCUCCGGUGCCACCGUCCUCUACGACCUCGAGGCCACCAAGGCCACCCUGGUGUCCCCAAACGGCGGUGGCCGUGCCCAGGUGAACCAGGUGGUCACUCACCCCUCGCAGCCGCUGACCGUCACGGCCAGCGAUGACCGCGCCAUUCGCUACCUGGACAACCGCACAGGUAAGGUGGUGCACUCGAUGGUCGCUCACCUGGACGCCGUCACCUGCCUGGCCCUGGACCCCAGCGGCGCCUUCCUGCUGUCCGGCAGUCACGACUGCUCCCUGCGGCUGUGGCACCUGUGCCAGCGCACCUGUGUGCAGGAGCUGCCCGCUCACCGCCGCAAGCACGACGAGGCCGUGCUGGCCGUGGCCUUCCACCCCCGGCGCGCCCUCAGCGCCAGCGCCGGCGCCGACGCCCUGGCCAAGGUGUUCGUCUGACACCUGGGCACACCUGGGCACACCUGGGGACCACACCUGGGCACACGUGGAGACACCUGGGGACAGCGCCAGGACGGGUCAGGACG